Messenger RNA from Penaeus vannamei (Pacific white shrimp), 1515 nucleotides. RefSeq lists its product as uncharacterized. The record is from RefSeq and is a predicted model, not a curated record. Lineage: Eukaryota; Metazoa; Arthropoda; Malacostraca; Decapoda; Penaeidae.
GGCAACGUUACAAAAACGUAUACAAACAGGGAACACGUGAAACUUAGGAAUCUUCAAUUUUCAGCUGCUGUACCAUGGAUACCAUAUUGCUGGAGAAACUGAGCCAAUAUUGUGAUCAAGUGGUGGGAGGCCAAGUUGAUACAGGAUGCGAAUUACAAAGGAAAGGCAAAAAAAAUAAAAAGAAAAAGAACAAGCACAACAUAAUCUCAGAUGAAAGCAAUGAAGAGACAACAGAAGGAGCACCAGUUACAAAAAAGAAAAGAAAAUCAAAAAAAGCCUCAAAGGAGACUGAUGAAAAUGAACACCUUGAUUCUGGAGAAAUGAUUGCAAAUAUAAAGAAGAAAGAGAAUCAUUCUAAUGGUGGCAAUACUGAUGUUCAUGAUAGUGCAAGCAAAACUACUAAGCAGUAUAUAGAAAAUGUCAAAACAGUUAAUGGUGAAAAAUUUACAGAUGAUGGCUUCAAAGUUGUGUCGUUUGUACCUGAUGAUGAUUCAGAUGUUUCUGAUGCAUUUGAGUCUGACAUUGACAUGGAAAACUGGUCUUCUCCAACCGCACAAAAAAAAGUUGAUACGAGACAGCCAUCAAAAAUACAAAAGGAAGCUGGUGUGACACAUCAACCACUAUCAAAUCAGAAAGGCCUAAAAAUGACAGAUGAUGGUUUCAAAAUAAUAACCGAGAUUCCACCAGACGACAGUGAUGUUAGUGAUGCAUUCACAGAAGAAGAAGAUGAAGGUUUCAUGACAGGUGAAGAAAUAGCAGCAAAGAAGAUAAAGUUAAAUUUAAAGAAGCAGCUUAAGAAACCCCUCCAGAGAAUGAUUGAUGAUUUUGACAUUGAUGAUACUGUCUUGCUUGGAAGAACAAAGGAAAAAGAGGAAAUUGUUAAUAAACCAGCCAAGAAAUUAAAGGGAUCCUGUGAUACGCUGACUUUAGCUGCUAAGAAAAAACCUAGGGAAGAAGUUGUUGUGAUAGAUUACACUAAGAAACGAGGAUCUGGAAAGAAGAGAAAAGACCAAGAAGAGGAGAGUGAGGAGAACACAGAAGAAUCCCCAGGACUGGUGAUAACAGGAGAAGAGGAUAUGAAGAAAUUAAGGUUUGAAGUUAUGAAGUUUGGCAUGACUGGAUUCCAGAAGAAGAAACAAGAAGAUGAGAGAAUUAAUCUGGCAAUAAGGCUAGGAGCAAAACCACCCAAGAAUAAGGCUGUCAACUAUAAGCAGUUGAUAGAAAUAAGGAAAGAAGAGAAAAGGAAGGAGCUGGAGGAACAGAAGGCAAAGCAGGAAGCAGGUCUUCAGUUUAAGAAGAAGAAGAAGAAGCAGUUUUCAAAAAAUAAACCACGAAACGUUAAUAAGGUGAAAGGGAUUGGAGGACAAAUUGGCCAUGAAAAGAAUGGAAUGAGAAUACUCUCAAAGAAAGAUAUUGCGAGAAUUAAUGCUUCCUAGGUUAUAUAGUCAGUUGUUUUCAACAUUAGCUAUAUAUGUGAUGAUGUAUAAAAAAGUUAAAUAAAGUCUUCAACAAUUA